CUUUUUUUAAGUGAAAUACUACAUCAACGCUUUGAACUUUCAUUUUUAAAUUCUUUCCCAACGUUUUACGGGAUUUCUACUUUUAAACUCGAAUUUUCCUUUUCAUAUAAAAAAUCGGAGAGUAAAUUUUUUACAAGUUAAAACUGUAUUUGUGCAUAUAUAAUGUAACUGUUCGAUCGAUGAAUUAAAAACUCAUCUUUACUGUAUUGUAUCAAUUAUUCGCUCUGCAGCAUUGUUAUACACACGAUUUUUUAAUACGAAUUGGCAAAAGUUCGAGUUCAAAAAUUCAUCUAUACUAUUUUUAUUAGAAAUUAAGUGAAAGAGCGCCGAAAUCUCUGUCUCUGGUGGGAAAUUUGAAUUGGCGCAGAGGACGCCACCGUCCAUUGGUUUCGCUCACGCGCAUGACUCGCGGGCAGCUUCACGAAGCUUCACGCAGCGGGGCGGUGGCAACAGCGGCGUCGGCGGGGACGAUCGCUAAUUAUCAAUGGUGCGAUGACGCGACACCGUACUACAAAUGGCGGGUAAUGAAACAGCUGUUCACGCCACCGUCGGCUCGACAUCUAGCGGAGCGCGGGCGCGAUCCGGCACGCGUCGGCGACGACGUCGACGUUGGAUACGCCGCGGUGAGGAAACGCGUAGACGAGGUGCUGAAGGAAGGGCUAGGGCGGCGGUGCCCGCUGGUGACCUGUCCAAGAGGAACAUGGCUGCUGGCUGCUGCGGUGCGAAGAAGCAGAGGCUGGGCGGUGGUGGCGGUGGCGGCGGCGGCGGCGCCGCGGCGCCGAGUCUGUCGCCGUGCGACGGCACCGCCAUACGGAACGGGGUUCCUCAAAUGAGAAAGCCCGCGACGAUCGCCCAUCCGGAGAUGGGCUUCUUCUGCUUCGAUGUUCUCUAUUGUCAGCUGCACCAGCUGGACCCGCCGAAGGCGCCUAACUUCAGCAACGAGGCAUUCCCUUUAUUUGUGACAUGGACAAUAGGAAAAGAUAUGAGAUUACGAGGUUGUAUUGGUACUUUUAAUGCGAUGCACUUACAUGCUGGGUUACGCGAGUAUGCUACAACUAGCGCAUUCAAAGACUCACGGUUUAAUCCCAUAACUCGAGACGAGCUGCCGCGCUUGCAUGUGAGCGUGUCGAUCUUGCGGCAUUUUGAGGAUGGGGUUGACUAUUUAGAUUGGGAAGUGGGUGUGCACGGAAUUCGCAUAGAGUUUCACAAUGAGAAGGGUAACAAGCGGACGGCUACUUACCUGCCCAGCGUAGCUAUGGAGCAAGGAUGGGACCAGAUACAAACGAUAGAUUCUCUGCUACAUAAAGGUGGCUUCAAAGGCCUAGUCACACCCGAUAUCCGUCGUAGCCUGAAACUGACUCGCUAUCAAAGCGAAGAGGUUACUGUGAGCUAUCAGGAUUACAUGACGCAUUGUCAUAAUCGACGAUGCUAGCACAUCGCCUGGGGUCCCAGCCAGGGAUCCCUGCCCCAACGAUCCACUGAGGCUCGUUACAACAACGCGCAACAUAUCGUCAAUUCGUCUCAUUUGCAAAACGAUAGCGUCCGGUACAAUUCAUUCGCAUCUGGUCAACAGUUGCAGAUUGUCACGCAAUCGAAUCGUUCGCCGUUCGUACGUCCACUACCCUUACCCCCGAUCACUCCGGUUAUGAUACCGAUACGUGGCAAUCCACCUCCCCUUUGGUGGGAUAACGCGGGUCCGUCCUAUUCGCCUGCACCGCUUUAUCCUCGACCACCGCAUCGCUUCUUAGCGCAGGAUACUGCGGAGCACGGGAUACGUAAGCGAAAAUGACAUUGGAGACGAUUAUUUCUCGCAAUUUUUCAUUGUUUAAAGUGGUGCGUGUUUCUGUGUCUUAGUAUACACAGCCUCCCGCUUAUCGUACCGCAUGCUCCGUCUUGAGGAUGAUAAGAUUGUAUAUGAUGGCAUCGCUUAAUUGUUGCAUAUUGUAUUAAAAGUCACAAGUAAUGUAAAGUAAUUUUUAAAAGGUUUAAAAUUUGAUUAUAUUUACAUUGAUAUGUGUGUCUUAAAUAUUUGAGUAUUAUAUUAAAACAAUUUCAGCGAAUUUGGUCAAUUUCGAAGAUUUUUAUUAAAAUGAAUAAUAAAAAACUUAGCCAUAUUAUUUAUUAUUCAAUUAUUCAAUAGUCACAUUAUAUUAAUUCUACGUUUUGAUAAAUGUAUGCAAUUCUCUUUUCCUUAUGACAAUUAGCAGUGCCACCAUAUUGUAAAAAAAAUCUGUAUUUGCAUCGAUAAUAUAAGAAAUGAACACUUUUAUAAAGGACAGUGAUUACGCCUAAAAUUCACUGCCUGCUUUCACAUGAUAUAAUGUACAAAACGAUGUUGUGGAAUUAUUCUUUUUUUUUUUUAAUUUAUCGUAAUGUAUGAUAAUAUUUUUAUAUGCACGUACAUCGAGAAAAUUAGAAAAAUUUGAAGUUGUUAAAAUGAUAAAUGUAAUAUAAUUUUUUUUUAAAUUCCACAUUGGUUAUUGAAUAUGUUCCAACUACAUUAGAGCAUAAGUUUGUAUUACAAAAAGGAAUCUUUGCCUCGUUAAAAUAUAUCAGUUAUGCAUUUAAUCGCAUAAAAAAGACAGUAAAUUUGAAUCAAAGAAACGUGAUUUUCUGUGGUUAAUUGUGAUUUAGUUAUUAAGGCACAAAAAGAAAUCAUAACUCACUAGAAAAUAUCAAUAUUAAACAUGUAAGACUAGUAAAAGUAAAAAAAGUAUUGAAGAUCUCAUUGUGAGUUACUCAUUAAUAAGUAAUUUCGUGAUAGUUGCACCAUUCGCGGUAUCUUGUGCUGUGCAUCUAUUAAUGUAUAUUUCGCUAAUUUUAACCGUAGCUCCCAAUAUUACGAUAUAAACUAACAUCUUUUUUUUCGGUAUUAAUUCUACUUCCCUCGAAUUGCCAACUAUUCUUAAUAGCGGGCUUUAAACACUGCCAAUUUAUUCACCUUGUUGUAGCUCUUUUAUACUAAUGAAUUAUUCGUUAGAAAUAAAUGAAAAUUGUUACCGUAUCUUAUUUUUGUUGUGGUAUGUGCUAUUCUCCGUGUUUAUUCGUGUUAGUACGCGUUAUUAUUAUUUACGUAAAAUAUUUCCAUCGAUAAUAAUUAAUAAUUAAUAAUCUCUUGCCUUUUGUGAAUCUCGGCAAAUAAAAAGCAUUCAAUAAACUGCCACAUGUUUGUCGAUUCACAUGUGCACCCAUCUGGCCUAUCCGGAGGAACGCCAUUCGUUGAUGAACAUUACUACGAUUUACACGUGUGAACGAUGCAUUAUCACCAGAACGAUAAUAAUAAUAAUUUUACCUAGCGUAAUUAUAUUUUAUGGUAUACAAUUUAGUUGUAUUCGUGUUUACCGAAGAGUUUACGAAAAUACAAUAAAAACGCACUUACCUAAAAGUAAGUCAUUGAUGUUAUCACAAUGCAACUAAAUACACAUAACUGUAUUAAACAUAUUUAAAAUCAUAACCAUACGAAUUUGCUUAAUGAAAUUAUUCCGUUCUUUAUGAAACUGCCACAAAAAUCUAUUUGAUGUACGCAUUUUGUAAUUGCGUGGAGUAAGUACUUUGUACACAUACAGUUUGUACUGUACUUUUAAUAUUUCUCUCAACAAUUAAUACCGUGUGAUGACGUGAGAUUGCACAACGCAAAAUAUUAAUAAUUAAAAAUAUUAAUAAUUUUCAAACAAAACAUACUUGUCAAAUUAAUAUUUAUUAUCGUACUUGGCAUCAUAUCUGAUACUAGUAUAAUAUUAAUACGAUAUCAAGCGAGUGUAUGGUCACUUUGAUUACAUUUGUAAAUUAAUAAUACAGCGAAAUCGACGGGUUAUUCAUUAUAUAUUCAUAAGACGAACACAGCG
Messenger RNA from Monomorium pharaonis (pharaoh ant), 3845 nucleotides. RefSeq lists its product as uncharacterized. The coding region runs from base 515 to 1432 and encodes 305 amino acids. The record is from RefSeq and is a predicted model, not a curated record. The transcript is spliced from 4 exons. NCBI's taxonomy places the organism in Eukaryota, Metazoa, Arthropoda, Insecta, Hymenoptera, Formicidae.